AUGGGUAACCUCAUCAGCCGGCCCAGCUGCCUGGGCCAGAAGUCCAAGCAUGUGAGAUCAGACGAGGACUUCCUGAAGGAGUGCUACCAACGACGAAGAGAGUGGCAGCCUCCGGAGCAACAUGGAGAGGCCAAACCAGAAGUGGCUGCCAAAGACAAAGCAAGGGAGAAUGCAAACAAGGAAAGAGAGGUGGAGGCCAGCAAGGAGGCAGAGGAAAUUGAUUAUAAGAGGGAGGAGAGGGCUCAUACUCCUGUUUCGGACAAACCCCUCCGCAGUUCUCCUGCCUCCACAAUCAGGAGCACCAGUACUCUGGAUAACGCCUGGCACAGCAGCCCUUCUCCAAUAAAAACAUCCCGAAAUGGGACACUAACAAGGAGAACAGUGCCUCCGGAGUUUGCCAGAUCCCCCCUGGCUCACCCGGACAAGAGCACCACGGAGAGGAGGGCCAGCUUCCAGAGGAGAGACUCCAGAGAAGGAAGCCCCUGGUCCUGGAAGACUUUGGCAUCACGAGAGGUCACAGAGGUGACGGAGGUGACGGAGACAAUCGUCACCGAAAUUGUGGAAGUGACAGAGUAUCCAUCUGGGGAUAAGGGAAAAGACCCGAUAGUCACCAGAACUGGAACAAGAUCUGCUUUGGCACUAAGGGAUGUGUCGACAGAUUCUGAGACAUUUCUCCAAAACCUGGAAGCUUUGCUCACAUGGGUCUGUGAGAUAGAGGAGCUGAGGGCCAAUCAGAAGCCGCCAUCCUCUGAGGUCAAAGUGGUGAAAGCCCAGCUCCAAGAACAAAAGCUCUUGCAGCGUCUCCUGACAGACCGAAGGCGUAGUAUGGACUCCAUGAUGCUGGAGGGCCCUCGGUUGGUGGAGGCCCACCCAGGGGAGGAGGGGGAGCAGGCAAAGGUCAGGCUCUCCACUCUCAAACUGAAGUGGGAGGCCUUACAGCUGGAGGCAGAGCAAAGGAGAGCGAGUCUGGAGCUCAUCCUACCCAGGGCCCAGGUCUUCCAGGAGGGAGUAGACAGCUUGCAGCAAUGGCUCAUAUCAGUGGAACAGACCCUUGCUGAGCUACGCAAUGCAGAGAGAGUGAUGCUGCAUCUGUCAGAGGCCACAGACAGGGCCAAGGCUGUUGUCGAAGAGAUUCAAGUCAGAACUGCUGAUCUAGGGAAAAUACAGAAGUCAGGACAUGAUGUGAUGGAGGCAGUUUCAGAGGAGGAAGCCCAGCAGGUGCAGGAGAAGAUGGAUGCUCUGCGGAUCCGUUGCUCCGUGCUAAGUCUGAGCAGCCUGGAUGUGCUGCAGAGGCUGGAGCAGGCCCUGGAGGCCUCCAGUCGCUGUACCUCCAGCCAGGAGGACCUCCACCUGUGGCUGGGCCGCAUUGAGAGGGAGCUCCUGGGGGCACUGGAGCAGGCAGUGGUGAAGGAGAUGGCUUGGUUCAGAGACACAGCGCUGAGUCUUGAAAAGCUGAAAACCAUUAAUCUGGAGCCAGAGCUCAUAGCAGAACAACUCUAUGAGCAGAAGAUUUUGGCAGUGGAGAUUCUGCAACACAGGUUCAACAUUGAGAAGAUGGUGAAGAUCGCUGAAAUCUUGCUGACAUACAGUGACGAAGGAGAAACAGGCGAUUUGCGGACCCCAUUAGAGGCCUUACAGGAACAAUGCAACACCACCUCAGCCACCAACUCCCAUGUGGUCUUGCAGCUCGAGCAUGCUCAGUCGCUUCUUCUGCAGUUCUCAGAGGGCCUUGCUGAGGUUUCACCCUGGCUCGAAGAAACUCAAACCCUAAUUGGCCAGCUCUCCCUGAGCACAAUUAGCUAUGAGGCAUUUCGGGAACAACAGGACCUUUUACAGGGUCUGAGGGAGUCCAUAGCAGAACACCGACCCUUGAUUGCACGCUUAUGCUCGCUGGCAAAACGCUUGUCAGAACUAAACCCCAUUCAGGGGGACGAGUUCUGUCGAAAGGCUACAGAGGCCGAGGAGCAGCACAGAGCCAUCAGAGACCGGGUCAGAGAGACUGCUAAUCUCCUCGAGGAGUCCUUGCCUCGAUUCACGCAGCUGAAUGAGAGGAUGACCCUUAUUAGAGAGAGUCUUGACCGCCUGCGCGGUCACAUACAGACUCCCAGCUCUCUUCAAGGCCUCACCCCAAGGAUCCAGGAGCAGCUGCAGGACAACAAGCACACCCUGGCCGAGCUGUCCAAGCUGGAGCUGAGCCUUGGCAGUGUUAAGACACAGGCAGAUGAGCUGUUGGCUAACACCCAGGCAGCCGAUCCUGACCAAUGUCAAUGUUAUAUCCUUGUGAUGUUAGCAAUCCAGGAGCGAGUGUCCAGUCUGUCCCAGAUGUGGGAUGAGACGCAUACUCAGGCCCAGGAGAGGGAGAGCUGGCUGCUCAAACUCUUGGAUCUGGCCUUGAAGUUCUGGAGUGAUGUCAGCGAUGUCACCGCAGCGCUCAGUGAUGCUCAGCAGGCAGUUCUGGAUCUCAAUGCUAGUCGGACAGACUCUGAGACAAUCCGGCAGAGCCUUGAAACCAUGCAGACUCUCAGGGAGGAUAUUGACAGUUUACAGGGAGAUCUGGACACCCUUGGUGUUUUGGGAAUGGAUCUGAUGUCAGCAUGUGGGGAUACAGACAAACCAGAUGUCACAAAGAGCCUGGAUGAACUCUAUUGCACAUGGAACAACCUGAGCAAACUGUGGAGCGAAUGUCACAAAAAGCUGGAGGAGUCCUUGCAGAUGGCACUACAUUAUCAAGACACUAUGCAGGGUCUUUUUGAGUGGUUGAAGUCUGCUGAGCUGAGGUCCACUGAAGAGUUCAUGGUAGGAACUGACCUGGAAUCAGUCAAAGAGCAGCUAUGUGAUCUCAAGGAAUUUAAGCGAGAACUUUACCAGAAGAAAAUAGAGAUAGAGAGCCUGAACCAUCGCUUCGUGUGCCGGCUGUCUCCGGGCUCGGAGCGUCCAGGCUCCGUCUCACCGCUGUGUGACUUCAGACAGCGCUGGGACAGCUUGGAAUCAGAGACUGUUGGCAGACAGCAUCAGCUGGAGUGUGCUCUGCUGGGUCUGGGUCAGUUCCAAAACACGCUGGAUGAGGUGCACACAUGGCUGUCCCGGACGGCUGAACAGCUGCAGGGCAGCCAGCCAAUCAGCAUCGACCUGCAGGCCUGUGAAAUAGAACUGGCCAAACACAAGGUCUUGCGUAAUGAUGUCAUGUCCCAUGUUCGCACGAUGGAGUCCCUGAACCAGGCAGGCAGGGGGCUGCUGGAGGUUGGGUCCGGGGACAGCCCGCAUGGUCUGCAGUCUCGUCUGGAGCAGCUCAAUGAAAGCUGGGAGUUUGUCCGCUGUGAGACUGAACGCCGGCAGCUGGAAUUAGAGAACAGACUGAGUCAGGUACAAGAUGUUACAAUGGAGAUUCAGGAUCUUCUGCAGUGGCUGGAGAACACAGACCUGAGGCUGUCCUCUUCUAAAACCAUGUGGAGUAUGCCGGACUCGGCCAGUGAAAGGCUCAAUGCGCACUUGGAGCUGUGCAAUGAGAUGGAGUCAAAGCUCCAUGCCUACACAGAUGUGAAGAAUGCCAUCCACAGGAUGCUGGAGAGCAGCAAUGUUGUCCGGGGAUCGAGCACCGAACACAGCUUGUCUAUUCUCGACCAGAAAUGGGCUUCUGUUUACAGCAAAGUUCAGGAGCGAAAGGCAAAGCUUACAGAAGGACUGAGUCUGGCCAAAGAGUUCCACAGUAACGUCCAGGAGCUUCUCACUAAGAUGAGCCAGUGUGAAGAGUCUAUUGGGGUUCUCCCUGCUCCCAGCUUUGUUCUGGACACAGUUUGUACACAACUGCAGGCUCACAGAGCACUGGUGAAUGAGGUGAACGGUCUCGGUGAGAAGAAGAGCACAGUGGAGAACACAGCGCAUAGGCUAACAGAGCUGAGUAGGAAGGAAGACUGUGAUGUCAUUCAUAACCUAAUCAUGACCAUCCAGGACCGCUACAAAAAGCUACAGCAGCGUGCUGCAGAAAGAGGCAGGACGCUGGAGGAGGUCAAAAAGAAUGCCAAACAGUUUAACGAAUCAUGGCGCCUGCUGGUGGACUGGAUGACAGAGGUAGAACAGACGUUGGACACACAUAAAGAGAUUGCUGUGUCCCAUGAGGAGAUCAAACAACAACUGGCAGAACAGAAGGAGUUCCAGAAACUGCUGAGGUCAAAGAGGCCCAUGUACGAAGCUACGUCGAAAAAUGGACGCAGCCUUCAUGAAAGAGCUCAAACCAGCCACGACAGGCAGCAUCUGGAGAAUCUACUGGCCGAACUCAAGGACACGUGGGACACCAUCAGCGGCAAGUCUAUGGAGAGGCAACACAAGCUGGAGGAAGCACUGCUGUUCUCAGGGAGAUUCACCGAUGCUCUGCAGGCCCUGAAUGACUGGCUGUACAGAGCGGAGCCCCAGCUAGCUGAGGAUGUUCCUGUUGGUGGAGACAAGGACAUGGUGCACAACCUGAUAGACAAACACAAGGCCUUUCAGAAGGAGUUAGGGAAGCGAGCGGGAUGCAUUAGGACCCUGAAGCGCUCUGUGAGGGACCUGACCAGGAGCAGCACAGCUGAUGCUCACUGGCUGCAGGAGCAGAUGGACGAGCUGGAGGGCCGCUGGGAGGCUGUGUGCAGACUGUCAGUCAGCAAGCAAGACAGACUGGAGGCUGCGCUUCAGCAGGCUGAAAAGUUUGACGGCCUUGUCCACUCUUUCAUGGAAUGCCUCACUGAGGCGGAGAGGAUACUGAAAUAUGGGGUGAUACCAGAGGAGGAGGAAGGUUUGCUCGCUUUCCGCGAACAACACAAGGAAUCGAUGGGUGCCUUGCAGGCUCAGGCAGUGGACUUACAGAACAUCCAUUGCCUGGGUGAGGAGAUCCUGGCCUCCUGUCACCCAGACUCCAUAAUCACCCUGAAAUCUUGGAUCAGUGUCACCAAGACCCGCUAUGAGGAGGUUCAGACCUGGGCUCAGCAGCAGGGCCAGAAGAUCCAGGCCAGCUUGGCAGCACUGGAGGCAGAGAGAGAGGAAAUCCAGAGGCUACUGGACUGGAUCUCCUCAGCGGAAGAAGCCCUCAGCCUCAGAGACCAAGAACCUCCGGCUGAGACCACAGAGCAGAACCAAGAACUGAUCGCACAGCACACAGUAUUCAUGGAAGAGUUGAAUAAAAAGUUUCCAGAGAUUGAACAUGCCACAAAGUCCUGCAAACACAAGAGCAUCUCUAAACAGCAAGUUUCCCCCAGCAAACGGCCUCUCACAAAGAGGAGGAGCACUCUGAAGAUGCAGCCUGCUGCACCGGUUCCCUUGGAGCACCUGGACCCCCAGACCCCAGAGCUCAUCCAGCUGGUCAGCCAGUGGCAGAAACUGUGGCUCCUGGCUGUGGCGCGACAAAAACAUCUGGAACAACACCAGCAAGCCCUCAAAGAGAUGGAAGAAUUUGCAAACUUCGACUUCAAUAUCUGGCGAAAGCGUUACAUACAGUGGAUCAGCCACUUAAAGUCACGGAUCUUAGACGUGUUCCGCAGCAUCGACCGGGACCAGGAUGGGCGCAUCAGCCAGAAGGAGUUUGUCGAUUAUGUCCUUGCUUCCAAAUUUCCCACCAACUCUCUGGAGAUGGCUGCAGUGGCGAACAUCUUCGACAUGAACAGCGACGGCUUCAUCGACUACUACGAGUUUGUGAGCGCGCUUCACCCCAGCCGGGAUCCCUACAGGAAAACGCUGGAUGCAGAUCAAAUCAACGAAGAGGUGAGUCGACAAGUAUCACAGUGCAACUGUCCCAAGAGGUUCCAAGUGGAGCAAAUAAGUGCCAAUAGAUACAGGUGAUAUCUUGGAAAUGAGUUUGGAGAUUCCCAGCAGUUGCGGAUGGUUCGUAUCCUGCGCAGCACGCUGAUGGUCAGGGUGGGAGGGGGCUGGACUGCUCUGGAUGAGUUCCUGGUCAAGAAUGACCCCUGCAGAGUGAAAGGCAGGACCAACCUGAAGAUCAAGGAGAAGUACCUGUCCCCUGCAGGAAGCUCUUCUAAGGGUUUGACUGUCAGCAGGUCCAACUCAAGCCUCAGCCUGUACAGCAGUGCCUCCGCCCCCACCAGCCCCAUGACACGCAAGAAGAAGCUGAGAGGUUACCCACAUGAUUACAUCGUCCCCUGA
This is a messenger RNA of Chelmon rostratus (copperband butterflyfish), 6129 nucleotides long. RefSeq names its product microtubule actin crosslinking factor 1b (gene macf1b). Gene Ontology annotation, biological process: cytoplasmic microtubule organization; intermediate filament cytoskeleton organization; hemidesmosome assembly. Lineage: Eukaryota; Metazoa; Chordata; Actinopteri; Chaetodontiformes; Chaetodontidae. The transcript has 38 exons. Gene Ontology annotation, molecular function: microtubule binding; calcium ion binding; structural molecule activity. The record is from RefSeq and is a predicted model, not a curated record. Gene Ontology annotation, cellular component: hemidesmosome; intermediate filament; focal adhesion.